This is a messenger RNA of Coffea eugenioides, 1568 nucleotides long. RefSeq names its product F-box protein At5g07610-like. Gene Ontology annotation, molecular function: protein binding. Lineage: Eukaryota; Viridiplantae; Streptophyta; Magnoliopsida; Gentianales; Rubiaceae. The transcript has a single exon. Bases 7 to 1350 code for a protein of 447 amino acids. The record is from RefSeq and is a predicted model, not a curated record.
UUUACCAUGGCGGACGAAGAAGACAAACCCCAACUUCGUCUCACCCAUUAUACCUCGAAAAUCUCCGGCACCACCCCACUUCAUUCCGCCGUCUCACCACUGCCGCCGCCACCAUCUCCAUCAACCCUGUCCAUCAUCAACAACGAAGACCUCUUAACCGAAAUUCUACUCUGCUUACCACCAAAAUCCCUCCUGCGCUUGCAAUGCGUCUCCAAACUAUGGCUCUCAAUCAUUUCCAGGCCCAAUUUCCGCCGCCUUCACGCCCGCCGCAAUCCCACCUCCUCCGCCGCCGCCACCAACCUCUUCUUUUACCGGGUAUUUUGUUGGGUUCCUGAGUUCAAUUUCCUUUGUCUUAGCAAUAGUUUGGAAGAUGUCAAUUCCAUGCGUGUUAUAACUUCUAAUUUGAGCAAUCGAAGGGAGGGUUUUCCAUGGCGGAUUCACUCCUGUAAUGGGUUGAUCUGUUUGGACCCGUACGAUGAUGAAAGCACAAAAUUUUUUAUGUAUAAUCCUACUACCAAUCAGAGUCGGUUUAUUCAGCUUCCGGAUUCGCCCGAGGAUCGCCAUUCAAUUAGGGAUUUGAGUUUGGCUUUCGAUCCUUUAAAACCCGACCACUACAAAAUUUUAUGCGUUUGGAUGAGGUUGCCGGAGAUUGUACUCCGGUUUUCAUUGUACUCCUCGGAGACUGGGGUUUGGAAGGAGACAGAUGAGUCCUAUGAGUUUGAUUUUGAGUGGGAUGAGGAGCUUGACGAGGAUGACAACUUGAGUUCCAUGUUCAAUAGUAUAAAUGUUCUUUUCAAGUAUGGGGCUUAUUUGGAUGAUGCUAUGCAUUGGGCGAAUGCUGAUGGGGAUUUUUUGUGCUUUGAUUUGUGGAGUGAGAGGUUCAAGCCAAUGCCAAGUCCUUUGAUUCCUGAUGACCAGUGGAGAAGGAAUAUCUUGUACUUUGGGGAGUCUGGUGGGCAUUUACAUCUCAUCGAGACGUACAGUCCUCGAGCUACAUUGGUUGAUGUUCUGGAGAUGGAGAGUGAUUAUUCGAAGUGGUAUGUCAAGCAUCGUGUUGAUCUUGAUUUUUUGAUCGUUGAGUACCCGUUGAUUGUCAAUGAGGCAUUUGAUCCUGAUGAAGUGGAAAGAUAUCAAUUUAGAGUUCCGAGUUUUGUUGCAGAUGAAAAAGAGAACAAGGCAAAGCUUGUGUUGUCAUUGCCAGGUAAGUUGAUCUCAUAUGACAUUAUCACAAAGAAGGUUGUUGAGCAUGUGGAAAUAAAUCCUCCAGGUGCUCUUUAUUUUGGAGAGAAUCUUACAUUGUAUGAUUGGAUUGAUGCACACAAGCACUUGGAAACACUUGCUUGUGUUUAGUUAUUAUGUAUAUCCUUUGCUAUUGGUGCAGAACAUGUUCUUGACUGAAAUUCUUUGUGCAUCGAGGUGAUCUAUAUUGUUAUCUUACUCAAAUGGUACACUUUCUUUGCUUUGGAGCAAAUGAAUGUCUGCCAAGUGUCAACCAUUGUUAAGCUUGUUCUUGGCGUUCAACAGUUUGAUGUCAAGGGGAAAUUUAAUCCAAGUGCUUGAAUUAACCA